Molecule: messenger RNA, 1496 nt
Organism: Perca fluviatilis (European perch)
Lineage: Eukaryota; Metazoa; Chordata; Actinopteri; Perciformes; Percidae
Gene: jazf1a
Product: JAZF zinc finger 1a
Exons: 5
Coding region: 188-919 (243 amino acids)
Cellular component (GO): nucleus
Source: RefSeq, a predicted model, not a curated record
ACCCCCACCGUCCCGCCUGUCUCCCAGUUGCGUUCGCCGCUGUCCUGUCUAGCUGCCCGGUGUCUGCUCCGCCGCUCCGCGCUCUGCGGCUCUCACCCCACCCCUAACCCGAAAACUCUGCCUCCUCGUUUACCUCCUCCGGCUCCUGGACCCCCCUCCACCCGGUGAAUGCACCAACGCCGAAAACAUGACGGGCAUCGCCGCCGCUUCUUUCUUCUCUAAUUCUUGCAGGUUCGGGGGCUGCGGUCUCCAGUUCGAGUCUCUCGCCGAGCUCAUCGUCCACAUCGAGGACAAUCACAUCGACACAGAUCCACGGGUCCUGGAGAAGCAGGAGCAACAGCAGCCCACUUAUCUGGCCUUAAGCUACAUCAACAGGUUCAUGACAGAUGCGGCCCGCCGGGAGCAGGAGACCAUGAAGAAGAAGGUUACGCCCAAACUGUCCCUGUCCAUCACUGGUGGAGUGUCCAGGAACAGCACAGCCACGCCUCCUCGCCAGACCAGCGGUAACCUGACGCCUCCCGUCACGCCUCCCAUCACCCCCUCCUCCUCCUUCCGCAGCAGCACCCCAACAGGCAGUGAGUAUGAUGAGGAGGAGGUAGACUACGAGGAGUCGGACAGCGAUGAGUCGUGGACCACAGAAAGCGCCAUCAGCUCUGAGUCCAUCCUCAGCUCCAUGUGCAUGAACGGGGGAGAGGAGAAGCCGUUUGCCUGCCCCGUCCCCGGCUGUAAGAAGAGAUACAAGAAUGUGAACGGUAUCAAAUACCACGCCAAGAAUGGCCACCGCACACAGAUCCGUGUGAGGAAACCCUUCAAGUGUCGCUGCGGCAAGAGCUACAAGACCUCGCAGGGCCUGAGACACCACACCAUCAACUUCCACCCACCUGUCUCCACCGAGAUCCUGCGCAAGAUUCAAGGCUAGAGCCCGGCUCACACCAAUCACUACCCCAAACACAGCCCUAUCCUGACUCUCCUUUCCCUGACCCUUUUGUACCAAUCCCGCACACUACAGAAUCAAGUGCGUGCUUUAAGUUGUUUUCAUUUUUUUUUCUUCUUCAUCUUUUUGUUUGGAUGUUACAAUUGUUUUUCUUCUAUCCAUGUUAUAUCACUUGUAUUUUUUUGGAGAAAAAGAAAAUGUAUCUUUGUAGUAUUUUUUAUUGUUGUACAUUUGCACAUUAGUACAUGCUAUCACGUUAUUUUUUUCUCUAUUGUUUGACUUACAUAAGGUGCUAACUGUAAAAAACAGACAGAAAAGACUAAAAACAAACGAUAUGGAAGAGGAGGGGGAAAUGUAAAACAGAAGUGCAACCACGCCCUGCCCCUUUCCCCUGCUCGUCUUUGAGUGGGAUGAAGUUGACAUUAGUGCUGAUCUGAGUUCAGAAGUCGUUACACUCCCUUUCCAUUAGCUGCAGAGAGUUUGCUGAGCUUAGAUCUGUGCCUUCGCUGUAACUUCAGGGGGUUUCAGUGUGAGAGUUAAGUUAUACUUUAAAUAGAUAUAU